Pelmatolapia mariae (spotted tilapia) is the source of this 1929-nucleotide messenger RNA. Its product is annotated as zinc finger protein 418-like. The transcript has 2 exons. Gene Ontology annotation, molecular function: RNA polymerase II cis-regulatory region sequence-specific DNA binding; DNA-binding transcription factor activity, RNA polymerase II-specific. The record is from RefSeq and is a predicted model, not a curated record. NCBI's taxonomy places the organism in Eukaryota, Metazoa, Chordata, Actinopteri, Cichliformes, Cichlidae. Gene Ontology annotation, biological process: regulation of DNA-templated transcription. Bases 100 to 1410 code for a protein of 436 amino acids.
UCUCAGGAGGCCGACAAUUUCGUUGAAGAAAGAAGUGGAAGAAAAAAAUACAACCGUGACGAGUUUGGGAAAUAUUUUACUGUGAAAGCUUCCCUAAAAAUGCAUCAGGUCAUCCACACCGGAGAGAGACCAUUCAGCUGUGGAGACUGUGGAGAGUCUUUUACCAGGUCUGGACACUUAAAAAGACACCAACUCAUCCACAGUGGAGAGAGACCGUUCAGCUGUGACGAGUGUGGAAAGUCUUUUACCAAGUCUAAAAACUUAAAAACACACCAACUCAUCCACACUGGAGAGAGACCGUUCAGCUGUGGAGACUGUGGAAAGUCUUUUACCAGGUCUGGACACUUAAAAAGACACACACUCAUCCACAGUGGAGAGAGACCGUUCAGCUGUGACGAGUGUGGAAAGUCUUUUACGCAGUCUGAAAACUUAAAAACACACCAACUCAUCCACACUGGAGAGAGACCGUUCAGCUGUGGAGACUGUGGAAAGUCUUUUACCACGUCUGGAAGCUUAAAAACACACCAACUCAUCCACAGUGGAGAGAGACCGUUCAGCUGUGGAGACUGUGGAAAGUCUUUUACCAGGUCUGGACACUUAAAAAGACACACACUCAUCCACAGUGGAGAGAGACCGUUCAGCUGUGACGAGUGUGGAAAGUCUUUUACGCAGUCUGAAAACUUAAAAACACACCAACUCAUCCACACUGGAGAGAGACCGUUCAGCUGUGGAGACUGUGGAAAGUCUUUUACCACGUCUGGAAGCUUAAAAACACACCAACUCAUCCACACUGGAGAGAGACCGUUCAGCUGUGGAGACUGUGGAAAGUCUUUUACGCAGUCUGGAAGCUUAAAAACACACCAACUCAUCCACACUGGAGAGAGACCGUUCAGCUGUGGAGACUGUGGAAAGUCUUUUACCGAGUCUGGAAGCUUAAAAACACACCAACUCAUCCACACUGGAGAGAGACCGUUCAGCUGUGACGAGUGUGGAAAGUCUUUUACGCACAUUUCAAACUUAAAAUCACAUCAACUCAUCCACAGUGGAGUUAAAGCGUACACCUGUGAUCAGUGUGGCAGAGCUUUUACUCACAGUAACAGCUUACAGAGUCAUCUAGUUACCCACUCUGGAAUUAAGGCGUACAGCUGUGACAUUUGUGGAAAAACUUUCAGCCGGAUAGGGAGCCGAAACAUUCACCUACGCAUUCACACCAGACAUGAUGUGUACAGCUGUGAUCAGUGUGGUAAACAGUUUACUACAAACACAGAGUUACGACGUCACAUGUUUACCCACACUGAGGAACGACCUUAUAAAUGUGACCUGUGUGAGAAGACUUUUAAAUCUCCACGUUGCCUGAGACGACACCAACAGAUCCACACCAGAAAGACUCUACAAGUGCAGUUACUGUGAGAAGCAGAGCGACACAGAUGGAUCAAGUUCUCAACCCUGUCAUCGCUGUGGGAAAGACUUUUGUUGUGACCUUUGUGGAAAAACUUUAAGUCACUGAAGGACUCUGAAAAUACAUCAACGUAGACACACUGGAGACAAAAUGAACUACUGUAAAGAAUGCGGGAGAGGCUUCACCACUUCAAAGGACUUCAAACAAUAUGAACUCCUUCACAGUGGCGUUAAAAAGCAUGUCUGCGAUCAGUGUGGGUCAUCCUUCAUCAGUGCACGUCAGCUUGAAAAGCAUAAACGAGUCCACACAUGAGAGAAACCAUACAAGUGCAGACACUGUGACAAAACCUUUUCACAGUCAUGUGAUCAUACUAAGCAUGAACGCAGACACAUGAAAGAACUUCAUCACGGCGCCCCCCGUGUGCAGCAGCCUGUUACAGCAGCUCUGCUCGUUCUGAGUUUCUUUCUUUCUUAUCUUUUUCUUCUCGUAAUUUUUUAUACCCAACGUAUUAGUAAUGAGAUAACAAAUUU